AUGACCGCCAUCCAAGCUGUCUUCAUUCGUGGCUACGAAGAACGCUCAUCUCCCAAACCACACACCGUGUAUCGCAUUGACAUUCAAGCAAAUGUUCGAUCAUGGCAGAUGUGGAGAAGGUAUUCGGAGUUUGACGAUCUACACACAGACCUUUCAAGAUCAACUGGAUCACCACCACCCUGUGUCCUACCUCCUAAACACAAGUUCGCAAUUCUCCGCUCCCACUCAGAUAUCAAGAUACUCGAUGAACGGAGAGUAGGGCUAGAAACGUACCUCAGAGCCAUCCUCAGCGCCAAGGAGGACAAGUGGCGGGAGAGUUUCGCUUUCAAGCAGUUCUUGGGCAUACCAGUCGGCAAACAGCAGGCUGGCGAAGCGAGUCAAUUGACUUCAGCUUCUUGGCUAGAUGAACAUCUAGAGCUUCAAUCCCGGCUUCGGGAUGUCUGGGCUGAGAUCAAUAAACGAGAUGCCCUCUCUGAUCGAGGAGACAUUGGCGCAUCCCACAAAAGCAACGUGGCCGCAAAGUCGAAGCUUGCUGGUGUUCUGGCACGAAUUGGGGUGCUGGGGAAAGGUUUGCAGGAACUUGGGGUGGCUGGGAUGAGCGAGGGCGAGCUGCAGCGGCGGACGGACAUGGUCGCACGACUGCAGGACGAUUGUGAAAAGCUCAGUAGAGUCGUCACGAUUGCACGUCAAACAUCCGCCAGGGCUGCGGCACCGUUGUCGUCAGGGGGGUCUCUUGCGUUGAACCCUGCCUCGCAAUCGGACAGGGAGGCGUUGUUGGGAUCCUCACACGCUGCUAAACCUGCGCGACGUGUCUUUGGUGCAUCUUCUCCUCCCAAAGAGACCGAGAUGACACGUCCUUUGGAUAAUGUUGGCUUAGUUGGGCUUCAGCAAGUUCAGAUCCAACAGCAGGAUAACCAACUAUCCCAACUCACAACAAUACUGCAACGGCAGAGACAGCUAGGGGAGGCAAUCGGUAGUGAAAUUGCCUAUCAAAUCGAAAUGUUGGACGACCUCUCUAAUGAGGUUGACCGCGUUGGAGGGAAACUGACGACCACUAACAGGCAACUCAACCGACUUUCUUGA
This is a messenger RNA of Laccaria bicolor S238N-H82, 1083 nucleotides long. Its product is annotated as syntaxin. Gene Ontology annotation, cellular component: intracellular membrane-bounded organelle. Bases 1 to 1083 code for a protein of 360 amino acids. The record is from RefSeq and is a predicted model, not a curated record. Gene Ontology annotation, molecular function: phosphatidylinositol binding. Lineage: Eukaryota; Fungi; Basidiomycota; Agaricomycetes; Agaricales; Hydnangiaceae. The transcript has a single exon.